Molecule: messenger RNA, 1636 nt
Organism: Hevea brasiliensis (rubber tree)
Lineage: Eukaryota; Viridiplantae; Streptophyta; Magnoliopsida; Malpighiales; Euphorbiaceae
Product: protein ACCELERATED CELL DEATH 6-like
Exons: 4
Coding region: 1-1422 (473 amino acids)
Cellular component (GO): plasma membrane
Molecular function (GO): protein phosphatase 1 binding; protein phosphatase regulator activity
Source: RefSeq, a predicted model, not a curated record
AUGAAUAUUAUAGAGGAGUUAUUGGCGAAAUGGAGUAGCUUGGCUAAAAAUAUAGAUGAAGAAGGAUGGACUCCACUCCACUAUGCUGCGUAUAAACAUCGUACUUCAGUGGUCAAAAGGCUAUUAGUUGAGGGUGAAUCUUGCGCUGAUAAAAAAUGGAAGAGGACAGCUCUUCACAUUGCAGCCUGUAGAGGCUUCGAAGAUACAGUGGAAACAAUCAUUUCUAAAUGCCCAAGUUGCUGCGAACUUACUGACAUUAGAGGCUGGAAUGUUCUUCACUAUGCAGUGAUCAGCAAAAAUGAUGAAGUAAUAAAAGCAGUGCUCCGACAAGGUUCAUCAUUUAUUUACCUUUUAGAUGGAAAAGAUGUUAAAGGGAAUACGCCUAUCCAUCUAUAUAGGGCUUAUCAUCCUGAAUUCUGUUGUCCUUCUUUCAUAAAAGAAGGAGAGACUGAAGAAAAUCAAAAAGGAGAAGGAGAUGCUGAAAUGUUCAAGUUUUGGAGAAAACUGGACCAUAAAAUUCAAUUCUCAGGAAGCUUAUCCUCAAAGAAGAAAGAAAAUUUAAAAUUGAUGAAAGACCUUGGCACUGGACCACUGGGGAAAAUUGAUCCAACAUCACGGAAGGAAUUUCUGAAGGAAUUUCUGAAGGAAAAAGAAGAAAAGAGGAAAAAAUAUAUGGCAAAAAAAUUUGAACAAGUCAAAGAGUCUCAUUUGGUGGCUGCGGUACUUAUCGCAACAGUAGCCUUUGCUGCAGCGUUCACUUCACCUGGCGGUUAUAUAAGUGAUGAAAAUAAUUUGAAAAAGGGGACUCCUAUCCUAAGCGGAAAUCCAGCUUUUAAAGCAUUUAUCAUAUCUGAUACUAUAGCUAUGGUCUUGUCUGCUUGUUCUGUCUUUACUCACAUUAUGCUGGGGAUAUUAGGAUAUGAGGAAAGAUAUUACUGGUUGAUAAGAUAUGCAUUCAAUUUCCUCUUCUAUGCUAUGGUAGCAAUGAUGAUUACAUUUGUGGCAGGCACCUAUGCAUUUUUAUCCCAUUCCUUUGGGAUUGUUAUUUGCGUCAUCGGAUUGAUCUUCUUCCUCUUCUUAUUUUAUUCGAUCACAAGGGUAACAUGGAAUUUAGUUUUUCCAAAUAAUGAUGGUGAUGUCCUUUCAAAUGACUUUUGGAAAGAUAAUGAUGAUAGUGAUGAUGAUAAGGACGGCAACAGCAAUGGUGUCAAAUUGAAAGAUGAAAUAAAAAACAAUGGUUUCAAAUUUAAAGAUGAAAUAAAAACUUUCUCGUGGACGACUGGCGGAGUUUUUUGGUUGGGUAUCUUCUUCAUUGGCUUUUAUUUUGGGGCUCAACAAUUGAUUAAAAAGCUUAGGGAGUUGCUGAAGAAGGAUUGGAGAUCAGUCCCAGCAGCCGCAGGAGCAGCACCAGUAGUGCACUGACAGAGCUCCGACCAGAUCUGCCACUGUCCAGAGUCACCUCACCGGUCUUUUGUAUUUUGGUAGGGCCCAUGUAUAGACUAGUAUUUUGGUUCAUUAUGUUUAGUCAUGAUGUAACUACUAGCUUAUGAUGUAUUUCAUUUUAAACUUGUAAUUAAACUUGAGACUGAAAUGAAAACUUGUAAUUUAUUAUCUGUGAAUUUCCUUAUGAAUGCAA